Molecule: messenger RNA, 13036 nt
Organism: Protopterus annectens (West African lungfish)
Lineage: Eukaryota; Metazoa; Chordata; Ceratodontiformes; Protopteridae
Gene: PIK3C2B
Product: phosphatidylinositol-4-phosphate 3-kinase catalytic subunit type 2 beta
Exons: 33
Coding region: 218-5119 (1633 amino acids)
Biological process (GO): cell migration; phosphatidylinositol-mediated signaling; phosphatidylinositol-3-phosphate biosynthetic process
Cellular component (GO): phosphatidylinositol 3-kinase complex; plasma membrane; cytoplasm
Molecular function (GO): phosphatidylinositol binding; 1-phosphatidylinositol-3-kinase activity; 1-phosphatidylinositol-4-phosphate 3-kinase activity
Source: RefSeq, a predicted model, not a curated record
CAUUGUUUAUUGAAAAGGAAGCGAGGAUGGCUGAGCUAUAUGUGACUUAGAUGAAUCUGAAAGAACCUAGGGUUUGCUCCAGGAAUCUGUCUUCAGGAUCUAACCAACUAAGGUCAGCUUCAGAGAGUCGAGGUGGACUGCAGGACAGUAUGUUUUUGUGGCUAACGUUUGGUCCUUUGAGGAGAUAACUGUUCACAGUACUGUGAAUUCUCAAAGAAUGUCUUCCAACAGGGGCAAUGGAGAGCACUGGAAAUCUCUGGAAUCCCUUGGGAUCAGUCGGAAAGAACUGGCCUUGGCAGAGGCAUUGCAGAUGGAGUACGAUGCCUUUUCGCAGCUGAAGCAGGAAAAGCACAGCCAUAAACAUGACAGCCAGGACAAGCCGAAUGAGACUCCUCUGAUUUCAUUUGAUGAGCCAGUCUAUGGCCAAUUAAGGAAUGACAGGAAUAAUUUUAAAUUAAUGAGGGGGCUCUCUGGUUCUGAUCCAAGCCUUAGUUAUAAUUGUACUUCUUCCACUAGUCAUGAUAAUGUAACCACUUCUAAUAGCACCUCAGGUAGAACAUCAGAUCGACAGCCACCCAGCUGGCUGAAAGGCCCAAUGGCUAAUGAUUAUGUAUACAUUUUUAGUGAGUCUGACCAUGACUUCUUUGGGGAAUUACAGGGAAAAUCCAGCAAUGGCACUUCAUGCCAAGAUGGUGACACAUCUCAGAAGGGUUCUCCCCCUCUGCCUCCUCGACCUGUGAGCAGGAACUCCAGUGAGGUACAGCAAUCUUUCAAAGGUUCUGCAACUUCCCAAAAGGGGUCUCAACCUAUUGACAUUAACCUUUUUACUUCAUCUUGUGACCAGAGUGACAGUAAGCUUGUUGAGAACAGGAUUCAUCGAGAUAGCUUUGAAGAAAUCAAUUUUGAUGACAUCAACAAAGCUAUAACCAAACUGAAUUUCAAAUCCACGUAUGAGAUGGAGCUUGCAAAAGAUUCUAUUAAGGAUAUAAUACAAGGCCAGAAUAUCUUGGAGAAAGAACAUGUACGAAAACCAGUGGCACGGAGUAAUACUUUGCCACCACAGUUGCCUCCACGUACCUACUUGUCCUCAUCAGGGACACAAACUUCGUCAUCACACAAGAAUCACAGAGCCAGCAUUGAUCCGAGCUCCUUGCGGCAGAAUAGAGUCCACAAUGGUUAUGAACUCUUUGAGGUAUCAGAAGAGAGGGAUGAAGAGGUUGCUGCAUUUUGCCACAUGUUGAACAUCCUGCGGUCUUCUUACCCUAGUACCAGCCACACCAACAUGGGUUAUGUUCAAAGCUCUGUGCUUAGUCAAAAUGAGCGUUAUGGGCAUGGCACCACUCUAAAAGUUACAGUGACAAGUGAUCGUCUUCCAGAACCUCUCACCUUCACAUGCCAUGGUGAUUCAAUAGUAGACCUCUUGAUCCAUCAGACUCUGUGUUAUACUCAUGAAGACCUUCAAAAUGUAGAUGUGAAUGACUUUGUCCUUAAGCUGUGUGGGCUGGAAGAAUUUCUACAAAAUAAGCACCCCCUGGGGGCCCAUGAAUACAUUCAGCACUGCAGGAAGUUUGAUACAGAUGUGCAGCUUCAAUUGAUGGAAAGGAAGGCCAUAAUGAAAGACCUCACUCGAACAGAUGCAGAUGAUGAGAGACUCUCAACCAUGAACCAUCACAUUCACCUCCAGGAGAGACCUGUCAAACAGACUAUCACCAGGCAAGCGUUGACCUUGCUUUUUGAUACCUUCCACAAUGAAGUGGACAGUUUUUUAUUAGCGGAGGAGGAUAAUCAGAUCAAGACAGAGAGACUGGUCCAGUCUGUUAUGGCAAUCUGCAGUGCACUGGCAGCAGUUGAAACAAAGGAAAUCACAAACGCACUGAACCAACUUCCUCCCUGCUCUUCUCGUGUGAAUUCCAAACUACAAAAGGAUCCAAGUACCCUAGCAAAGCGAGAGAAUCGAGAAAAGGCUGUUGAAGCACUGACAGCUGCCAUUUUGGAUCUGGUGGAGAUGUACUGUGCCUCUUUCAAUGCAGACUUCCAAACUGCUGUUCAUGGCGGCAGGAAACAUGCUCCUACACAGGAUGCUUGUCUUCUCACCAGUCCCCUGAGCUUCACCAUCUAUGCCACUCAUAGGAUCCCUAUUACCUGGGCCACAAGCUAUGAAGAUUUCUACUUGUCCUGUUCACUAACUCAUGGGGGAAAAGAGCUGUGCAGUCCCAUACAGACAAAACGGGUACCUUUCGUCAAGUAUCUUUUCCAUGUUAUCAUCUGGGAUCAGCUGAUUUGUUUUCCAAUUCAAAUUAACCAGUUGGCACGAGAGAGUUUGCUAACAGUGACACUAUUUGCUGUGCCUCUUCCACCACCUGGAAACUCAUCUGAUGGUAACAAGCAGCGACGUAACCCUGAAGCACUAGGAUGGGUCACAACACCUUUGUUCAACUUCAGACAUAUUCUAACAUGUGGCCGAAAGCUUCUGGGACUCUGGCCAGCAACACAAGGCAGUGGUAAUGCAGGGUCCAGUACCUCAAACUUUAGCCAGCCUGACAGUGUGAUUUUGCAGGUUGAUUUUCCCACCUCAUCCUUUGAAGUGAAGUUCACAACACCACCACCAGCAGAAUUCAGCCCAAAGUACCAGUUCAGCAGUCUGCCAGGAGAAGAUCAGAGAUCACUCAGUAAUGUUAUGCACAAGAAGUCUCAUUUCUGGCUGACAGACUCUGACAAAAAGCUGUUAUGGGAAAAACGGUACUACUGUCACUCUGAGAGAAAUUCUUUGCCCUUGGUACUUGCUAGCGCCCCCAGCUGGGAGUGGGCCUGCUUACCAGAUAUCUAUGCCUUGCUGAAACAGUGGACCUGCAUGAAUUCCCUCGACUCCCUAGGGCUCCUGCAUGCAACAUUUCCAGACCAGGAGUUAAGGCAUGUAGCAGUGCAAUGGAUGGACACAAUAACAGACACAGAACUAGUUGAUUUUCUGCCCCAGCUGGUACAGGCCCUUAAGUAUGAAUGUUACCUGGACAGCCCCUUGGUAAGGUUCCUUCUGAGACGAGCCAUGUGUGAUGUCAGGAUUGCUCAUUUCUUAUUUUGGUUACUGAAAGAUGCGCUAAAGGACUCACAAUUCAGUGUUCGUUAUCAAUACCUUCUGGCUGCCCUGCUAUGCUGCUGUGGGCAGGGACUGAGGGAGGAAUUUGAUCGACAGUCCUGGCUGGUUAACAUUUUAACCAAACUGGCACAGAAAGUACGGGAUGCACCUCCUUCCACUCGACAAGCAAUUUUGCGUGAGGGCCUGGAAGAGGUCAAGAAUUUUUUUGGUGUUAACAAGCUCUGUCGCUUGCCUCUGAGUCCUAGCCUUCUUGUGAAAGGGAUCAACGAGAGGGGCUGCUCAUACUUCAACUCGAAUGCAGUUCCUCUGAAGUUGUCAUUCAUCAAUGCCGAUCCAUUGGGAGACAAUAUCAAUGUGAUUUUUAAGUGCGGAGAUGACCUUCGACAGGACAUGCUGACCCUGCAGAUGAUUCGAAUCAUGAACAAAAUCUGGAUUCAGGAGGGGCUGGACAUGCGCAUGGUUAUGUUCCGCUGCUUUGCCACUGGCAGGGGAAGAGGAAUGGUGGAGAUGAUUCCUAAUGCGGAGACCCUGAGGAAAAUCCAGGUAGAACAUGGAGUAACUGGAUCAUUUAAAGAUCGACCUCUGGCAGACUGGCUGCAGAAAUACAACACUUCAGAUGCUGAAUAUGAGAAGGCAGUGGAAAACUUCAUCUACUCAUGUGCUGGAUGUUGUGUAGCGACUUAUGUCUUGGGGAUCUGUGACCGGCACAAUGAUAACAUCAUGUUGAAAACUAGUGGUCACAUGUUCCAUAUCGACUUUGGGAAGUUUUUGGGACAUGCUCAGAUGUUUGGAAACAUUAAACGGGACAGGGCUCCAUUUGUCUUCACCUCUGACAUGGCAUACGUCAUCAAUGGAGGAGAUAAGCCAUCUAGCCGUUUUCAUGACUUUGUAGACCUUUGCUGUCAAGCAUACAACCUCAUUAGAAAACACACCCACCUUUUCCUCAACUUGUUGGGACUAAUGCUCUCCUGUGGAAUUCCUGAGCUGUCAGAUUUGGAAGACUUAAAAUAUGUUUACGAUGCACUGAGGCCACAAGAUUCGGAGGCAGAUGCUACAACCUAUUUUACCAGGCUAAUAGAGUCUAGUCUAGGCAGUGUGGCCACAAAGCUGAACUUUUUCAUCCACAACCUGGCUCAGAUGAAAUUUACUGGUUCAAGUGACCGCUUUGUGCUCUCAUUUGCUCCAAAGAUGUACACCAUAAAGACAGACGGCAGAAUCAAGGACAUUUUCAUCUCUCGCCAUCAAAAGAUUUUCAAUCCUAACAAAGUAUAUACAUAUGUGAUAGAAGUGAAAAGAGAAGGACAGCAUGAGGUCUCAACCAUCCGACGAACUUUUGAGGAAUUCCAAGAACUCCAUAAUAAGCUGAGGCUCCUGUUUCCAUCCUCCAAACUACCAAGUUUUCCCAGCAGGUUUAUGAUUAGUCGACCUCGUGGAGAAGCAGUGGCUGACAAGAGGAAGGAAGAGCUGAAUGGUUAUGUUUGGCAUUUGAUUCAUGCUGCACCUGAAGUGGCCGAGUGUGAACUUGUAUACACAUUUUUCCAUCCUCUACCAAGAGAUGACAAGUCAAACACCAACAGCAAUAUACCAAAAUAUCCAGAUGCACCCUGUACCUUACCAGCUGGGAAGUUAGGCGGAGAGGUGAAGCUGUCCGUGUCAUACAAAAAUGACAAGCUCUUCAUUAUGGUUAUGCAUAUCAGAGGCUUGCAGCCUUUGCAAGAUGGAAAUGACCCAGACCCUUAUGUAAAAAUCUACCUGUUACCAGAUCCCCAGAAGACCAGCAAAAGGAAAACAAAAUUUGCUCGAAAAACAUGCAACCCCACUUACAACGAAAUGCUGAUUUAUGAUGGCAUUCCCAAAGGAGACCUUCAACAACGAGUCAUAUACCUGCGAGUUCUAAGUGAAGAAGCAUUUCGUGAAAACAUCCUUUUGGGAGAAACGCAUAUCAAGCUGAAAGAUCUAGACCUCACCAAAGAGAAGAUUGGCUGGUUCCAAUUGGGAUCCACAGUGUCGGGAACCUUAGCUUAAUUGUUAGUAGCUAGUGACUAACCCAGACACUGGACAUGUGUCCAGCAUCUUUAUUCAACAUUGUGAGAUGUCCUCAUGCCUUAUAUCAAGGCCAUCGACACUGGAAUACUUUUUCCAGGAAUUUUUAUUUAAUCUUGGCUAUUGUGAAGGGCCAGCUUUUUUGAGAUGGGCCUUCAUGCCAAGAUAAAGACCUUCCAAUUAGGGAAGUUAUAAGCCAUGAUCAGAUGUCACAUAGUGACAAGAAGGACUGUAACAUGGCAGACGUAUACCUUGUGUCAAGGGAAUAUGAACCAGAAUAAUAACAUUUUUUUUUUUUUUUUUUUAAGGAAGUGUUCCUUUGGGAAAGCUUACUUGACAGAUAAGCUUCAGUUCUAAGUGUUUCUUAAAGUCAUCGAGGAAUGUCCUGAGUUAAUAUCUGCUGUGUACAGUAAAGGAAAACUGUAAACCUUUCUGCAUCAUCAGAAAUGUGUAUUCAAUGUAAAGGUACACGACUCUUACAAGUCUGUAUUGCAAUGUAAUACAUUUAUUCCAUGGGGGUUCCACUGUAGCAUUCAUUAUUCCCUAAAAUUUAUUAUAGCUGUGUCCCUGUUCUUUCACUGACAGACUGAUUUCACGGUUUAAAAAACAUUGAGGAGAAGCAGGAACUCUUUGGCACUUAAGCAUGAAAAUCUUCCUUGACUGACUAAUACCAUCUAAUAAGCACCCAGAAUUUUUGGAAAUGUCUGAAGACUGUUAAAAAAGCAAGUUGACUACUAUGGUUUCUUUAACAAAAGAAUGAUAUUGACUGAUGGUAUGAGAGCAGUUGAGCAGCAGUCAUCUAGGGCAGCAUUACAUGUCUGCUGCAGCAGAGCAAGCAUUAUUACUGAUUUUCCCACUGUGAGAAGAAAAACCUGUACCGUGUUAAUUAACUGCUAGCUACAGGAGAAACACUGGAUGGUAACUUCUGAUCUAAGUAUUUUCUAAUCAACAGGUAUUUUGUUAAAUAUUUUAUAGUGCCACUUGUGACUUUUUAUUGAUAGGUACUUGUGAUAUUAGAUGUCAGAGUUUGACACAAUCUGCAGAUAUUCAUCAGGCAUUUGCAGGGGCUGUAUUGGAGUGCACUAAAAUCCACUAUAAUGCCUUGCUCAAGGAAAGGAACAAGUAAAAAUCCUACAAAGUUUAUUAAAUUGGACAGUUUCUGAAUUGUUCAGUGGCAGAUUGAUUGUGAGCUGCUUUAGAAAUGUAAGUUCAAAAUGAACAGAAAUUAUAUGCAACUGUUAUGGAAACUGGCAUUUUCAAAGAUUUCAUGCAGCUUUUUUCCUGAUCCUUUUUUAAAAUAAGGAAUGUAUUUACAAUAUUAAAACAGUAUGGCAUUUGUGUAUAAAUGUUUUAUAUAUUUGAGGGGCUUUUUGCAUUGAUCAGCAGGGCAAGUGAUAGACAAUGCAGCCAUCUUUACCAUUCAGUGUUUUACCAUCUUUUACGGUUAACACAUUUUGUACUUUAAUCAGAAAUGCUAAGGACGUGCAUUUGCUUUCUAAUUUUUUACUGGUCCAAUGAUUGUAAAGUACUUUAUGACAAUGUUAUGCAGUUUAUCAGAAUUUAUUUUGAUUCCAUUUCAAACUCACAAUUCCAUAUGCAACUGUUAAUUAUUUCCAAAAUAUACACUGUAUGUGAGGUAAGAUUAAUUUGACAGUUUUAAACCCGCCUUAGCAGUUGGACAUGCAGGUGUUUAUUUUAAACAUUAUACUUUUUAAGUGUGGUAAACAUUUUUUUCUUCUCAGUAUGAGAAACUGAAUCACAUUAAUUCUAGUUACUUGUAGAUGAACAUUUCUCUAAAAGCAAAAAGAAUCAUGCUGUUCAGCUGAAGCAAAGUUCAUCCUGCCAAUUAUAUAAGGUUGGAAUGUUCUUCUUUUGGCUUUGUGAUACUCUCACAGAUAUGUCUGUAUUUCUCUUUCUCUGUGUGUGUGUGCAUGCGUGUGUGUGUGUUUAUAUAUAUAUAUUUAUAUAUAUAUAUAUGUAUCGUUCCUCAGGAGAAAGGUAGACCUGAAAGACAUUUGAAUGAAAGUUAAAAUGUUUAAAUGUGUACAGAAUGUCUUGAAUUUUUUUCACAAUACUCUAUGUCUAGCCUUCCACUCAUGACUGUAACACUUAACAUUUGCUUGGUAGCAAACUACAGACAGUAACCCUAUCUAGUCUGCCUUUUAACUGAAUUCAGCAUUCUCCUUUCCCUGUGUCCUUAUCUCCUCCCUUCUGUACCUUUUCCAUACCAUGAAAUGGUUACUAACAAAUUAUUUUGUUAAAAUUUACAUUACCUAAAACUGGUGUAAACCUUAAAAAGGGACUGGACAACAUCCAGGUGGCAAACUCUUUAAUUAGUUGUUUUCAAGCUUUUUAGACUACUUACUCCCAUCACAGAAGUACACAGAGGUGGACGCACGUGCACACGCGUGCGCACACACACACACAUAUACAUACAUACACACACACACACACACACACACACACACACACACACACACACACACAAACCUUUCCUGAGUAAUUUUAUGAUUUAUGAUCAUGCCUUCGUAGUGGUUUAGUACAUGGCACAGUGCCCCAAAGAAAAUGAGCAAUGAAAAAUUAUUUUUGGUGCCGUCAGCAUGAUAGUUUUUGAAUUAUGUAAUUAAUAGUUUCAAAAUACAAGUGUGCAUUCUGUAUCUUGUAAUUGUAGCAAAACGUUAAAUAAGUAGAUGAUAUUGCACUGCCCUUUAUAUAAGGUGAAAUCUGCUAUUUUCUGUAACUCACACAGAACUCUCAUGGAAAGUGAUUAGGGAGUCAGACUAUUUGCGCACUUUCUGCAGAAACUGCAGUCAUAAAAAUGUAUCAUUCAGAUUCACAGAUGCACAAACUGCAUUGGAGUUUGUAAGAGGUGCAGUACUUCAGUGGUCCACAUUCAUGGCUUCAUAGCCCACGGCCUUUUUCAUUUAGAUAGUUUGUUAGAAUUAACUGUUAUUUAUUUAUUUUUUUUAGACUGAACUGCGUAGAUAAGCAGUCAUGAUACAUAUCCAUAUUUUAUACUUGUCAGAUACUGCAGCAUAUUUAAUGCCGGCUCUCUGAUGUAGUACGUAUGAGGAGUGCAUCUUCUGACCAAGAAUAAAUACUGACAUUCUUCCAAUCCACAGCACACUGUAACAAAAAGACUCACUGCCUUCUUGCUGUACUACAGGCUUGCUACUGCAUGGAUGAUGCAGCUUCUCAGUAUCCAUGGCAUAAACCCUAAAAAGAUGAUCCAGAUAGUUAAGUCCACCUGCCAUAUAAACAUCAAUUUCCCUGGUUCUUUCCAGCGUGAUGAAUCCUACUGAAGCAUUUACUUCACUGGUCUUACUUUAUGGAGUCGUAGUUCUGGCUGUCUAGAAGUAGUAUAGUAGGAACUCCCACCUACAAGUAGUGUAGUAGGACCUCCCACCUACAAGUAGUGUAGUAGGAUGUCCCACCUACAAGUAGUAUAGCAGGACGUCCCGUCCACAAGUAAUAUAGUAGAAUGUUCCAACUAGAUGUAGUAUAGUAGGACAUCCCACCCACAAGUAGUAUAGUAGGACAUCAAACCUACAAGUAGUAUAGUAGGACAUCACACCUACAAGUAGUAUAGUAGGACAUCAAACUGUAUAGUAGGACAUCACACCUACAAGUAGUAUAGUAGGACAUCACACUUACAAGUAGUAUAGUAGGACUUCCCACCUAGAAGUAGUAUAGUAGGACUUCCCACCUAGAAGUAAUCUAGUAGGAUGUCCCACCUAGGUGAUUUAGUCAGACAAAUCUGCCUGUACUCAUCUCUGUGAGCAUUACUUUUUGACAUCGAAACUUCAAAAGUAGUAAGUGGCAUGUAAGUGUUUGAUGUAUCCAUAUCAUGAUAAUACAUUGUUCACCUCCUUCUCCUUGUUAACUUCUGACCUAUUGAGUUUUUUCUACAUUCCAUUGUGAAGAUGAGUUUUGUUUUUGUAAGUCUUAGGGAGCUAGCACUGUUUUGGAUUCUAGACAGGAAAGGUUUGGUAUAAGAUGUCUCCCAUAGGUUCUGCUGUGUUUGGAGUGUACUCCCUAACAAGGGGGUCAUAAUUUCUUUCACCUUGGUCAGCAGUCACUAAGAAUCCCAGCUGCCUGAGUAAUUCCGGUACUGUCAUUCUUUCCAUGUUUUCAUGAGUACCUUCUGGCAAGGAAAUAGUGAUUACAUAUAGGAACUCGAACAGUACAGUGGUCACCUUUGCUACACCCUGUUAGUACUUGGUUCUCCGGUCCAGUUCAAUUUUCGACUGGGGUAUCUUCCAUGUGGAGUCUGAACAUCUUGCCUGUGUCCAUAUUGGCUAUGUGUUCUCCCAUAUAUCCACUGCUUGUUUUCAGAGUGGGCAGGAUUUUUGUUCUGCUGUUUUAAUUAACUGCCUGAGUACUGCAGGUUAUUUUACAGGAUUCAGAUUACAUAAAGCUCUGCUAUCUUAUCAUAGUUUUCUAUUCACAGCACUUCAAAAUUACGUCCAUAGAACUGUUCUUCAUUUACAGCAGCACUGCACACCACAUGAGAAGCAUCUAACGUGAGGAUCUAAACCAAAUUGUUUGUAGUAAAGGGAAACACAGGAACAGACCUUUGUGUUUGCACUGUUCCUUUCUCUGCUCACCCUGCAAGCUCAGGCAGUUAAUUACAACAGCAGAACAAAAAUCCUGCCCACUCUGAAAACAAGCAGUGGAUAUAUGGGCAGCCCAUUGGAGACAUCAGAAUAACUCAUGGAAGAGGUGAAGGAUACUGGAAUAACAUUCCUAAAACAAGUACCAGUAGCAUAGUACCAGAAUUCACAACUGAAAGAUGUCAUAUGGCAGUUCUUCUGAUGGUUUUGGAAUUCACUUAGGGCAGGAUCUGUACCAUGUCCAGUAAAUUAGGACAUAAAAGGGCUGGUAAGCCAAACAGAACUUACAUGCUGUCAGAAUGUAUGUUCCCAUGUGAGAUAUAUCCUGCUGUAAGAGUCAUGUUUAGUUAGAUUCAUAAAGAUACAGGAGAAUAUUUGCUUAGGUCCACAGAAAAUGAUGUGCCCAGUAAUGUAAAUUGACGAUACUCUCAGUAACAGUCUGUUAAGCCAGUGCAUCACUUUACUGGACAAUAUAAAUAAGACAGGAACUAGUUUGUUGUCCUGGUUAAACCUCACACAUUUUAUUUAUCAUCUGAGAACUACAAGCCUGUGCUUUGUAUACCUGUACAAGUAUUGCUUGACUUUCCUGAGAACAAUACACAAUUUAUUGGCAAAUAUAGCUCAAAACAGAUAUCCUGAGUACACGUGGAAUACACAGUUCCCUGUCAAAUACAGCUUAAAACUGACAGCCAGAAUAGACAUAUUCUUGCAACACAUCUCCUCAAGCUGUGAGAUUUUAUGAUUGAGUACACCAAAAUUAAAACUACAAAAGGACUUCUUUGAGGAUAGGAUUUGUCCACUCCACAUUUACUUUAUUAAUCUCACACCAAUUCCACUGCACCUUGCUGAAAGAUUCAUCAGGAAUACACAGCAAAGGAAAAAAAAUGUCUUGCUGUUUUUAUGGGAGACUGCAGUCUUGGAGAACACAACACAAAACAACAUUUGAACAGUGACUCCACUCACACAGAGCAAGCAACUUUUUCUCCAGCUGUCUUAAUGUAUGAAUUUUCAUCUAGAAAAGACAGCUGUAAUACUUAGACAUACACUGAUAAGAACAUGGCCUCCCCAUCACCCCUAUUCCAAGUGAAACACCACAUGUUUGCUGUACUUAGGAUCUAGUCAUUACCAACAUUCACUUUAUGUUUAUUAGUGAAGAAUGAGCAAUCACUCUGCAAAAUAACAUUACUCAGAUAUCAGCAUCUGUUUGCCUGUGUUAAAGAAAUUCAACCUGAACAUCAGCCAUCUUUGGCAGAGAGAAAACUUCAGUUGCUGUGUUUCAGCAGAAACUAUUUGGACAGAAUAUACAUGGCAGAACAGUACAGAAGUAACUUUGCUUCAGAGUACCACCUAACUUUAAUAAUGUGUAAUCUCACCCAAAAAUAUAAACAAAAAUGAUGUAGCCAAUGGCCACUCAGGUUUCUGAUAAUUAACUUUUAGACACCAGUCUUUAAUACUUUAAAUACUUUACCCUUUACACUAUAUAUAUAUCUCCAGUGAUUACUUCUGCAGGUUUUAGGUGAACAGUAAUUCAUUUUAUGAUGUGCUACUUCAAAAGAUUUUACAGAAAGAAAGACACUAUUUCAGUAGAUUCAAGAAUUUAAGUAAAAAAUACUAAAUUUAGUCUAGAUUUAUGAAAACAUACUGCAUGAUGGUUGGUCCUAGCCAUGAAUAGGUUGAAAUGCAUAAAGAAGCAGAAACAAUAUGUGUAUGUAUGCAUAUAUACACAAGUGUGUGUAUAUGAUGUAAGUGUGUGUGUGUGUGUGUGUGUGGUACAUUUGAGUGAAAUGCUGAAAUAGCAACAUCUGUUUGGUUGACAGAAACAGAUGGUUGACAGGUGCAUGAGAUCAACAAUCUUCUGACAAGUGAAUAUGCAUUUUUCUCUGGGAUUGACCAAUCUCAUAGGUAGUAUAUAUAAUUAACAGGGGUUGUGGGGAUCCCCCAACCCUGAAAACAAAAUAGUUUUUUUAAUUUGCGUGCUCCAUUAUUAAUCCUUGGAGCAUAUGCAGUAGCCUGUCCACAUUCUGUCAUUAGUGCUAAAGUCAGUAUUUCGUUUGUGCAAUUCAGAAAACCAUGUACGUAUAUGUAUAUAUAUAUAUAUAUAUAUAUAUAUAUAUAUAUAUAUAUAUAUAUAUAUACACACACAAACACAUAUAUGUGUAUAUCUGUUGUGUAUAUCUAUCUAUAUAUAAACAUAUACAUAAACAGCCAUGACACUUCUGCAGCAAAUACUGUACGAGCCAGAAAAGUCUCUAAAAUGGCAGAUGCAAAUAACAAUGAUAAAACAAUAAAAAUUUUUUUUUUUUGGUUGUUUACGCCAGAAUAUCCAACCUUAACAACUUCAGUUCACUUUAAAGUCAACAAUGAUACUAAGACAGGAAAAUGUUUAACUCCAACUAACAUUAGAAUUAAGCUAAGUUUUCUUUUUUGGUUACAACCAGAUGCUCAAGGACUAACAUUUUUUCUAUCAGAGGUUCUUUAUGCACGCCAUUAAAAUUGAAUAAAAAAACACAAAUAUUGUUUAAACUAAGAGACAAAUUGAAAGUACAUUUAAUUAUAAAGAGAUUUAAAAACAAACUGAUUAUAUCUUCUCUUCCACUAUUCCUGAUCUGCUUUGGUCCACGAUGACAAAUUUAUCUUUGUGGUAGUUUCUGUGACCCCUCCAAUCUUAUGAGGUGAUAGUGAGCGAAGAAAUAAGAACCAGAUCCACAAACAGCUCAUGUAUCCAUUCCCGCCAUGUACUGAAACGUAGCCCCAUACUGACUGUUUGGCAUUUACUUCACACCACUCUCACUGCAUUAUUGCACUCUGGUGGACUUCACCACAACUCCUUUUUUUGGGAAACACCAUUGUAGCUUGUUGUACAGGGAACAUAUUUUCUUGGAAAUAAAUAUCACUGUGGUGAUAGCUUCUUUAGUCCUUAUUUAUGUAUAUAUUUUUUUAAACUGACACAGUCAGUGUCAGCAUGUCAUAUGAAAGCUUAAUUAUUUGCAUUUGAAAUGAGCUUGCCUGUUAAAGUCUGCUGUGCAGCUAUGGACAUGAUGCAAGUCAAACACAGGAAGCAGCGUAAUGUAUGGAUUUUUUUCUAACUUGCUGCAAAAGGAUUAUUUAUCUUUGCGCUUCAGUUUAUAAUUUCAUCUCUGUGAAUCCAGUUUGAAAGAAGCAAGAAUAUGUGCUAAACUGGCCUUGAAUGUUGACUAGAGAACAGCGAUUUCAGUGUUGUUGAAGAAUGGUAUUUGUCAUUUUGUUUUUGUACACAUAUGGAAAAAUAAAUGAUUAUUGUGUAAUA